Molecule: messenger RNA, 3298 nt
Organism: Macadamia integrifolia
Lineage: Eukaryota; Viridiplantae; Streptophyta; Magnoliopsida; Proteales; Proteaceae
Product: probable boron transporter 2
Exons: 12
Coding region: 965-3124 (719 amino acids)
Biological process (GO): transmembrane transport; monoatomic anion transport; monoatomic ion homeostasis
Cellular component (GO): plasma membrane
Molecular function (GO): solute:inorganic anion antiporter activity
Source: RefSeq, a predicted model, not a curated record
ACAUGAACCAUCGACAAGAUAAUCUAAAGAAAACUGUAAGUGGUGCAGUGAAGAAGCUACCUGGGUAUUUCCCACUUCAGACACAGUGUCACAGACGCGACGAGACGUCGGAAACAGCUUAAAUUCAUUUAUUUAUUUCUUUAUUUUCUUUUACAAUUUUGAGAAGAAGGAGAGUUACCACUUGCCACAUUGCUGCUGUUGUAAGGUUUCAAGGUUGAACCUCCAUUUUAGCUAUUUUUUCAGCUCUCCAUUACUUGUCUUUAUGAUAUCGGUAUUCUUCCUUUAAAUGAACUACAAUCAUUUGUUGUUGUGACCCACAAUGCACUCUGCAUCAAAUCUACAGUCUUCCUUUGAAUCCCUUUCCUCGACUAAUGGCCUUUAUAUUUAUGGAGUUUCCUCCCAGAAGUCUGACCACCUCCUCUGCUCUCACAUUGCUUUGGAAGAAGAAAAUUCAUUUCAAUUCGAUUCAGUUCAAGCAAAAUGCUAUCUUGUUUCCUGACCCGAACCAACCAAUACUGUGUUGUGUUCUUAUCCCUCAUUUUAAAUUAAUUCUGUAGCGCUUCCAACUGGUUUUGAGUUUUGGAUGUUUGCUUGUGUUCCUCAGUACAAAUCUGGGUUCUCUCCAUCUGGGUAUCUGGCAUUUUCAUGAUUCUCCCUGAACUUGAACUGAUCGAUCGGCCAUUUUGUUUCAUUCUUUCACUUGAAUCCAUCAAUAGACGUCAGAUCCCUUAAAAGUUUCAGCUUUUAGCUGGAUAGGCUCUGUGCCACGCUUCAGUCAUGCGACUUACCUGGACGUUAGACUAUCAUUCUCUCCAAUGGCAACUCGAUUUGGAUUAAUUUUCAAAGAUAGCAGACUUUCAUAAGUGCUGUUUUUUUCUCUCCUCUGUCUAUUACUCCUUUCUGGUCUCCUUUCUCUCUAAAACCAUCAGAAGGACGUCACCAUUCGUCUGAGCUACGCAGAAUCAUGGUAGAGACCUUUAUACCAUUCCGAGGAAUCAAGAACGAUCUUCAUGGGAGGGUAAUGUGUUACAAGCAAGAUUGGACGGGAGGUUUCAAGGCAGGCUUCGGGAUUUUUGCUCCCACCAUGUACAUAUUCUUCGCUUCUGCAAUCCCAGUUAUUUCAUUCGGUGAACAAUUGGAGAGAAAUACAGAUGGGAUUUUGACCACGGUUCAGACAUUAGCAUCUACUGCAUUGUGCGGGAUUAUACACUCGAUUAUUGGAGGUCAACCUUUGCUAAUUCUAGGAGUUGCUGAGCCAACUGUGCUUAUGUACACAUUCAUGUUCAACUUUGCCAAAGAUAGACCAGAUUUGGGGCCAAAACUUUUCCUAGGAUGGACUGGAUGGGUAUGUGUGUGGACUGCAAUCUUGCUGUUCUUGCUGUCUAUUCUAGGAGCUUGCUCCAUUAUCAAUAGGUUUACUCGACUGGCAGGAGAACUCUUUGGUCUGCUCAUUGCAAUGCUCUUCAUGCAGGAAGCCAUCAAAGGACUUCUGGAUGAGUUUCGCAUACCCAAAAGAGAAAAUCCAAAGUUAACAGAAUUUAUACCUUCUUGGAGAUUUGCAAAUGGAAUGUUUGCCCUAGUGUUGUCAUUUGGCCUUCUGCUUACUGCGUUAAGAAGCAGGAAGGCACGGUCAUGGCGAUAUGGAUCUGGUUGGCUUCGAGGCCUCAUAGCAGACUAUGGUGUUCCAAUGAUGGUUUUGGUCUGGACAGCUGUCUCUUACAUACCAGCUAGCAAUGUCCCAACAGGGAUUCCCCGGCGCCUUUCCAGCCCAAAUCCAUGGUCACCUGGUGCAUAUGAGAAUUGGACGGUCAUCAAGGACAUGCUAAAUGUACCCAUUCUUUACAUAAUCGGAGCUUUUAUUCCAGCCACAAUGAUUGCAGUACUUUACUAUUUUGACCACAGUGUAGCAUCUCAACUGGCUCAGCAGAAAGAGUUCAAUUUGAGGAAGCCAUCUUCUUUCCAUUAUGAUUUACUUCUUUUGGGAUUCAUGGUCAUAUUGUGUGGUCUUAUUGGAAUCCCACCAGCAAAUGGUGUCAUACCACAAUCUCCAAUGCAUACAAAGAGUUUAGCUACACUCAAGCACCAGUUGCUACGCAACCGUCUUGUGGCAACAGCACGCAAAAGUAUUGGUAAGAAUGCAAGCUUGGGGCAAUUAUAUGGAAAUAUGCAAGAGGCUUAUCAGCAGACGCAGACCCCAUUGAUCUACCAGCAGCCAGCCACUCAAGGACUGAAGGAUCUCAAGGAGACUACAAUUCAAUUGGCUUCAAGCAAGGGAAAUAUUGAUGCUCCAGUUAAUGAGACAAUAUUUGAUGUUGAGAAGGAAAUUGAUGAUCUUUUGCCUGUUGAGGUCAAAGAGCAGCGGCUUAGCAACUUGCUCCAAUCUUUGAUCGUAGGAGGCUGUGUUGCAGCCAUGCCGUUCCUUAAAAUGAUUCCAACUGCAGUACUGUGGGGCUACUUUGCCUUCAUGGCUAUUGAAAGUUUACCAGGCAAUCAGUUCUGGGAGAGGAUCCUAUUACUUUUCACUGCUCCAAGCAGAAGAUACAAAGUGCUCGAGGAGUGCCAUGCCACUUUCGUGGAAACUGUGCCUUUCAAGACAAUUGCAUUGUUUACAAUUUUCCAAACGGCAUACUUGCUCAUUUGUUUUGGUAUUACAUGGAUUCCAAUUGCUGGGGUCCUGUUUCCUCUGAUGAUCAUGCUUUUGGUUCCUGUGAGACAAUACAUCCUGGCCAAGUUGUUCAAAGGGCCAUUCCUUUCCGAUUUAGAUUCCGCAGAAUAUGAAGAGGCACCAGCUUUACCAUUGAACCUAGCAACUCAGGAGGGAGAGAGGGUUGCAAGAGCUUCUUUUGCAGAGGAAGAUCUUCUAGAUGAUAUCAUUACUCGAAGCCGAGGUGAGAUAAAGCGUAUAUACAGUCCAAAAGUGACAAGUUCCACAGCGACUCCAGCAAAAGAUCCCAAGAGCCUUCAAAGUCCUCGGAUCUCAGAGAAAGCAUAUAGCCCCUGUAUAAGUGAACUUAAAGGGGAUAAAAGUCCCCAGCUAAGUGGGAGAGGUCCUUACAGUCCGAGGACUGGAGAAGCAAGGCCGUCUAAUUUGGGACAAAGUGCUCGGAGCUCAACUUCAACUUAGAAAGGAUUGAAGUAUGAACUCGUAGAGAUAUAGGAAAUCUGGGGUGGUUCUUUCUCUGUGUUUGGUUGGUGUGUACUGACGUUCAUGUAAGUUUUGCCUUCUGCUUCUAUCUACCCAAAGGGUAUUGUAAUCAUAGAAACAUAGCAGUAAUACAAAUGUGUGCUUUUCUGUUCA